AUGGCGGCAUCAGAUGAAUCGGGUCCCGCUGAAGAGGUCCCGCUCGAACUAAUGGUGUUCAGCUGCGGCAUAUGUCAGGCCACUAUACCGGACAUAUACGCCACUCAAGAGAGCAAUCAAGGCUUCCAUAGCGGAUUGGGCGCUGAAAACGGCGUUGUCACGCGACUAUGGAUCGCCGACUGCUCGCACAUCUUCUGCGCCAAGCAUCUGCCCGGUGGAGGAGCACCGUUUCACCCUGCUGGUCAGCAGCCCCGGGCAACUUGUCCGCACUGCUUUGACAGUAACGGCGACGACAAGCCGAAGAAUCUGUACGGAAUUCGAGGCUUCGCAGAUGGAGAUUUGGAUACCGCAAUCCCAUCCAGCUGGAUGCGCUGUCCUGCGAUUGAGCUCAAUGGUUGCGUUGACGGGAUGGAGGCUUUACGCUUCCAGUACGUCAACAUUGCACGUUACGCACAGGGUGUUACCAAGCACUGGAGGCGUGCUGAGCGCCAUCAACGUGCAAUGCAGUCAGCAUACACCAAGGAACGACAGCAAAGACGCGAAACCGAGCAGCAAGUGCUCGUUCUCGAGGCUCGGGUGGAGAAGCUCGCAAAGCUUGAAGCCAAGCUGCAAAAGUGGGAAGCUCGCAAGCCAGCCAUCAAUCAUUACCUUGCUGUUGUGACUUACAUGUCAGAGUGA
Baudoinia panamericana UAMH 10762 is the source of this 678-nucleotide messenger RNA. RefSeq lists its product as uncharacterized. NCBI's taxonomy places the organism in Eukaryota, Fungi, Ascomycota, Dothideomycetes, Mycosphaerellales, Teratosphaeriaceae. The transcript is spliced from 3 exons. The record is from RefSeq and is a predicted model, not a curated record. Bases 1 to 678 code for a protein of 225 amino acids.